ACAAUUUUUGUCAUGACAAACGCGAAAUUCUCAACGUAUAAUCAGAACUGUGAAAUAAAUUAAAAAUAAACAAAUAAUUUAAAAUAAUGUCUAUAACAGAGACGCCAAUAGCUCUGUCCGAUCUCGAGGCGGUGCUGGCCUGGGUGGACACUUUCAAACUUUCGCGUCCCACUAAAAAGAUAAAUAGGGAUUUUUCCGAUGCAGUACUUCUAGCUGAGAUCUUAGGCGUCCAUUAUCCAAAACUUGUUGAAAUGCACAAUUAUCCCCCGCGAAAUAGCCACUCUUUGAAAUUGAAUAACUGGAUGACCUUAAAUAGAAAGGUCCUUAAGAAACUAAGGCUCAAUUUAUGCUGCAACACAAUGGAGCAACUGGCUAACUGUGCACCGGGAGUUAUCGAGAGAGUACUUAUUAUGGUCCGUGAUAAGAUUCGCCGGGAUGAAGAGCUGAACAGAAGUAUGAACCAGGAACAAAAUUUAUCAAGCGGUGGCAGUUACUACGAGACUUGUGGCGAUGAAGCAAACGUGCUCGUUGUUCCGGUCAAGUCGCGUAUUAAUGGUAUUCUAGAGACCGUUCAACGUAAGGUGGUAUGCUACGAUUCCUAUAUGUCGCUCAAAGAGGAGAUGAAAGAUGCCAAAGAAUCUAUUGAAGUGCUUAAACAAAAGGUUGAACAUCUAGAUAAUUUACUAAAACUGAAAGAUGAAAGAAUUGAUGAAUUGCAAAAGCAAUUAGAAAGAAAACAAUCUAGGCGCAAAGAAGUUGAAGCACUGCAGAAUAGUCUAGUCAUUCCAUUCGAGUUAGGUCCUCCUUCGCCGAAAGUAAGUGACGUGGUUGUACCAAAUAAACCCCUUGUAUUAAAAAUUAGUGACACCAACAGCAAAAUACCAAAGCUUGAAGACCUAUCAAGACCUAAAUCAGAAGAGAAAAUUCCUAAAGAAGAUAUUAAAAUCUAUAAAGUAGAAGAAUCAAGAAUUCCAAUGCCAGAAAAGAGAACUCGAAUAGAGCUUGCUAAAUCUUUUUCGAAGCCAAGUAUUACUGAAGUAACACCGGAUGAUUUUGUCGAAAAGUUGAAAGACGUUGACAAAAUCAGAUCGGAAGUGUUUUUUGAAGGAAUAGAAAUCAUUGAUCAGAGGACUUUUGACAACUAUCUUGAUAACGAAGAAUUUAAAGAUACUGAAUCCGAUUUACCCAAUUCUAUACAAAAGGAUAUAUCUGAUAUUACACAAAUUAAUUUUAUACCAGAUGCCUUUGUUAAUUAAUUAGUUUAUCAAUUAAUUGUCUUGUAUUUUUAGUAUUUUUAAAAUGUCCGUAUUAUUUAUAAUUGUUUAAUAUUUAGAAAUAAAUACAUGUACACGCAAUCGUUUAUUUUUAACGUAUGUUGGCUUGGAAUAUCUCGCAUAAACUGGGAUUUUGUUUUAGUAUUUUCGUUAUGUUUCGUAGUCUGUCCUUGGCGAAAUUUUCUGUCGGGGAUCUACAAGAAUAGAAAUAGUUUUUAUUAAACAUAAAGCUGAUAAUAAUGCUUAACAUAUUAAAAAGACAUUUUUUAUUU
Pieris napi is the source of this 1546-nucleotide messenger RNA. Its product is annotated as sperm flagellar protein 1-like. NCBI's taxonomy places the organism in Eukaryota, Metazoa, Arthropoda, Insecta, Lepidoptera, Pieridae. Gene Ontology annotation, molecular function: microtubule binding. The coding region runs from base 87 to 1256 and encodes 389 amino acids. Gene Ontology annotation, cellular component: axoneme. Gene Ontology annotation, biological process: regulation of cytoskeleton organization. The record is from RefSeq and is a predicted model, not a curated record. The transcript has 5 exons.